AUGUGCCGUAAUGAAAUGUCCGCCGAUCAUGAUAACUUCUGUACUGUCAGCAAAGGUCAAGCUCGACGACAGCAGCUACCAGAAUGGGCGCUGCUCUCACGACAGCACCUUCCAAAUGAACGCUGCUCUCACGACAGCAGCUACGGAAUGGGCGCUGCUCUCUCGACAGUAGCUACCCAAUGGGCGCUGCUCUCACGACAACAGCUACUAAAUGGGAGCUGCUAUCGUGACAGCAGCUACGGAAUGGACGCUGCUCUCACGACAGCAGCUACCAGAAUGGGCGCUGCUCUCACGACAGCACCUUCCAAAUAG
Messenger RNA from Caenorhabditis sp. 36 PRJEB53466, 312 nucleotides. Lineage: Eukaryota; Metazoa; Nematoda; Chromadorea; Rhabditida; Rhabditidae. The record is from the annotation of a GenBank genome assembly.